ACUGCUUCUCCGGAUAGCUGGGAAGCGCUGAGAUUUCAUCUGGGUGUCGAGUCCUUCAGAGGGAUGAUUACCUGCUAUUUUACCCUAAAGACCUCGGGAGACCCAUGAGAAUUCUGCUCACGUAGCCUUCUCGCCCGAUUCCUGGUAUUUAAUUUUCUUAUUUUUAUUUUUUUGGUGGGGUAAAAAAUUAUUUGAGAAACACAACUCCUUCCAAGGUCAAUCCCGUGAUUUGCUGUGGAAUGGAAAGGUCCAGAAGGGAGAAGGGGAAGAAGGACACACUCUCCUGAAUGAACAGGCAUUCCUAUGGGCUCAACAGUGAGCGGUUAUGUGUGAAAACAGAGGGCUCAUUCAGCCGAGGUAGGCCUCAAAAUCUACAAGGUAACGGUUACUCCCGGUCUCAGUCAAACGCUGCCAGUGGUUGGGCUGUUUCCAAUUCCUAAUAAACUUAAGAGUGAUUAAAAAAGCGAGCUUAUUUAUCGUUUCUUCAAUCUCUCUUUUCUAUUGGAAAAGCUGGAAGAUUUUUGUGGAAGGACGGGGCAGCCGGGGGUGGCUGUUUAGACAGGGCAAAGAGCAGCUGACUACGAGCGAGUUCUUGAAAGUUCAAGUAUUUAAUUCGGUCCCUUUGGGAUUUUAAUCUCGGGAACCAGUUGGGUCGAUCUGUUUGCAGUGUAGCCAAGAAGCCAUUAGGGACCCUCUUCUUUUAAAUAAGAGUCCGUGAGUGCAGAGAGAGCGCGAGAGAGCGAGCAAGGAAGCUGAGGCCGAGGGAAGAGUUUAAAUCAUGAAACUAAUUCUCUUCUCGGUUUUAGCCCUUACUCUCUGGGGCUGCUCUUGGGGGGCCAAGAGAGAAGCGCUAGAGAAACCCAACGGGAAGGUGGGUUCCCAGCAGGAGGGGUCGAAGGAGGAUCAGGGCGCGGCCGAGACGAAGGAGUCCAGGCCGACUCCGAGCCCGACGAAGCAACGACCCACAUCUGAGUCGACCUCGCCGCGUCCUGGACCCGGCCUCCCGGAAGCGUUCGCAAGGCCCAAGCCUGAGAGAUCGCUCGAAGAGCAUGGCACCCCAGAGAAGCGAAAGGAAGUGAAGACGCAGAAGCAGAGAGUAGCACCCCAACUCAAGGGCAGAAAACCUCAGGUCAGAGUUCAAGGGCAAAAGAAAACAGGACAACUUCCCUCUCAGCCAAAAAAGGAAACCAAAAAACCCAACUGGGGCUUCCCCAGGAAAGGAAUUGCGAUAAAAAAGGGCCAGGCGACCCAGAAAGAGACCACCAAGAGAAGUCACGAAGCUGCUGCGGCUAGGAAAAAAAAAGAAGAGAAAGCCGUGUUCUCCAAGCAAGUUCUCCCGAGAACGAACGUGGCUGUGCCACAAGAGGUAGCCAGCUCCAAAGGGGAAGGGAAAAGGAAGAAGCAGGAAGACAACGGCGCAAAAAAACUGGGCCGGAAGAAACCGUUCAAAGGGGAAAGGCAACAGAAGGCAGCCCCCAAAGAGGCAGUCAGACAGCCUGUCCAGACCCGCAAUGCUACUGAGCCAGAGAAAGGGAAGAGAGGAAGGAGAAAGGAAUCGGGACGUGACAGAGACGGUCCCACGUUGGCUCCCAAGAAGGAGGAUGCCCCAGUGCCUAACGUCCCUUUGGUUUUUGGCCCUUCGGUCGUUGGAGAGUCACAGCCAGGAGGGCAGGUACCCAUGCCUUCCCUCCCCACCACCUGCCUCCUGUCAGAGUCCGCCAUCGCCUGCGGAAACGUCAAGAUGAAAUUCAUUCCUGUCCUCGCUGACGCAGGGUUAAAAACUCUCUACUUGGCAGAGAAUGAGAUCGCGAAGAUCCCGGCAGAUGCCUUCUCCGGCCUGCCCAACCUGGAGUGGCUGGACCUCAGUAAAAACAAACUGGACUCCCAAGGGCUGCACCCUGAUGCUUUCAAGAACCUAGCCAAACUGAAGCGGCUGAAUCUGGAUGGGAAUUCUCUGGCCACGAUCCCUUCCUUACCGUCGUCACUCCAAGAGUUAAAAUUGAACGACAAUGACCUCCAGGGCCUACUACGGCAGAGUUUCCGGGGACUGUUCAAGCUGCUCACCCUAGAGGUAGAGGGAAACCACUUACAUGAUGGAAACAUCUACCCUUUGACCUUCAAGCCUCUCCGGAGCCUCAUCUACUUGAGAUUGGAUCGGAACCGCUUACGGGCAAUCCCGUCGGGCCUGCCUCCCUCCCUCCAGGAGCUGCACCUCGAUACCAACCACAUUGAAGAGGUGACGGAGGGAGUGUUGAACAAGACGCUGAACCUAAGCGUGCUGGUCCUGAGCAACAAUCGGCUCCAGGAAGACCGUAUAGCUCCCCGUGCCUGGAUAGACCUGCCGAAACUGGAGUCCUUGGACCUGUCGUACAAUCGCCUGGUUCACGUGCCUUCCUUCCUGCCCCGGGGGCUGAAGCAGCUGACUCUCCACCACAACCGGAUCGAGCGCAUCCCCGGCUACGUCUUUGCUCACAUGAAGCCCGGGCUCGAGUUCCUCCACCUGUCCCACAAUAACCUGCGGGAUGACGGCAUCCACGGCGUGUCCUUCCUGGGGCUUCACUGGUCUCUGGCGGAGCUGCUGCUGGACAACAACGAGUUCCGGGCCAUCCCCCGGGGCAUCCUGAACCUGAAAUCCCUGCAGGUGCUGCGCCUCAGCCACAACAAGAUCAGGCACGUCCCUCUUAAUUCCAUCUGCGACACCCGGGUGGCUGAGGACUCCAAUCUGAUCUCCAUGCACCUGGAGAACAACCUCAUUGACCGGCGCCGGAUCCCCCCGACGGCCUUCUCCUGCAUCAAGGCCUACCACAGCGUGGUCCUCCGGCCCCAGCAGAAUGAAGAGGACUACUAGGGAAGACCCCUCUGGGCAACCCCGUAGCAGCCCUCCAGCUCGGCUUUCCCCAGCCUCUCUACCCUGGAUUCUGUGCUCCUCACACCGCCUCCCCGGAGCCCUCAACGCCUCCACGGUAGGUCCCGCUGCUUCGUCAACCGGGUGGGCAAAGCGCUUCGCCCCGGAAUUCCAAAUUCUGCUUUCAGCGACACCUGAAAGGGCACCGCAUGUUGGUGCUCGCCGUGGAAGAUUUUGGCCGACGGAACCCUUGUUCAUUUUUUCCCCUCUAGAGUUACACAAACUGACUACACAGUUUCAUCAGGCAUCGUAACUUUUGCUCUGGCCCAAAAAAUUAUUCGCACAGGCUCUGGACGACUCCGACCGGAAGCCAAAAGAGUGGGGUUCUAAACCCGACCUUGCCACGGUCUCUCUCCGUGAUCUCGGGCAAGUCCCUUGGCUUCUCUGAGCCUUCAUUUCCCAGUAUCGGAUCAAAUGGAGUUAAUAACCCCUACCACACAGGGAUAAUGGCGGGGGCGGGGAACACGAUAAUUGAAAUCAGAGAUAUGAAACACUUUGAGUUCUUCGGAAGAAAGGUGCUAUACCGGUCCAAACUAUUACAACUCUCCAUUCCUAGGAUUAGCGAUGGUGGGGAUGGAGAAGAUCUUUCCAGUUACGUUUCGGUUACGUUUCCCCCUUGCGUAGCCGAAGAGCAGUGCGAGAUUGUUUCCCACAGAACGGUCUGAAUUUGCAGUGUAAAUGUCCCAAGCAGUGGGGCUUCCACCACUUCAAACGUCCAAACAACUAUCACUUUAAGAAAAAAUGUUUCUCAACAGCCAUCCUAAAUUUUCCCCUUUGAUCUAGACCUCUCCGGCUCUCCGAAUCACAGGCAGAGGUGGGAGUGGAAACUUUCUUUUUCUGAAAAACCUGCCCGGCGCUAAAAAUCAUCCGCACGCUUUCACAUCGCUGAGCUUAGUGGAGAGGCCUAAAGAUCCUAGAUCUGUCUUUCACCCCUCUCUCUCUCCCCACUGAUUUCCUCCGAUAGUUCUAGCAGUUUACCCUUCCAAGUUGUUUCAGCCCUGUGUACCUUCACGAACUUCCAACCUUUGUUUUUUUAAUGGUAUUUGUUAAGUGCUUACUAUGUGACUGGCACUGUACUAAGUACUGGGGUGCAUACAA
This is a messenger RNA of Ornithorhynchus anatinus (platypus), 4003 nucleotides long. RefSeq names its product extracellular matrix protein 2. Gene Ontology annotation, molecular function: heparin binding; protein binding; collagen V binding. Gene Ontology annotation, cellular component: extracellular matrix. The transcript is spliced from 9 exons. The coding region runs from base 779 to 2848 and encodes 689 amino acids. Gene Ontology annotation, biological process: extracellular matrix organization; positive regulation of cell-substrate adhesion. Lineage: Eukaryota; Metazoa; Chordata; Mammalia; Monotremata; Ornithorhynchidae. The record is from RefSeq and is a predicted model, not a curated record.